Lycium barbarum (goji berry) is the source of this 2023-nucleotide messenger RNA. RefSeq names its product molybdenum cofactor sulfurase. The record is from RefSeq and is a predicted model, not a curated record. Bases 108 to 1892 code for a protein of 594 amino acids. The transcript has a single exon. NCBI's taxonomy places the organism in Eukaryota, Viridiplantae, Streptophyta, Magnoliopsida, Solanales, Solanaceae.
AGCUGACUGAUAGACAGCAACAGCCAAACAGAUACAAAGCCAGAGUUGAAUGGAGAUAAUUCAGCAAACUGUUUAAGGAAAAAAAAGAAAAAUCAAGAAGCUAAAAUAUGGAGGCUGAGAAAUUAGCAACAACUCGUGGUUGUUGCCCUAAUCCUUUGCUUAUACUGCUUGAGCAUCAGAACCAACAGCCUAUUUCAAAGAUCAAAAGCACAACUUCAGCUUGUCGACAUAGCUUUGCAGCCACGACAACUUCCUCUUUCUUCCCAAAUACACAUUUCACUAACCAUGAAUCCCUUCCUUCAUAUCAAGAAUCAUUUGCUCAGUUCAUUAAAACAUAUCCGAAAUACUCGGAGACUCGACAAGUCGACAAAAUUCGGAAUCAAGAAUACUAUCAUCUGUCAGUCUCCAACCAUGUGUGCCUGGAUUACAUUGGCAUUGGUCUCUUCUCUUAUUUACAGGUUCAUGAAUGUUGUAAUUAUCCUUUCUUUGACAUAUCUUGCAAGUCUGUUAAUCUUAAAUCUGAGUUACUACAUGGUGGUCAUGGAUCAAAAUUAGAAUCCAGUAUCAAGAAAAAAAUCUUGAAUUUUCUUAACAUAUCUCCAAAUGAAUAUUCCAUGGUUUUUACUGUUAAUAGAUCAUCAGCUUUCAAGCUUAUAGCAGAAUCUUACCCUUUCAAAACGAGUCGAAAGCUUCUUACAGUUUAUGACCAUGAGAGUGAAGCAUUGGAGACCAUGGUCAAUACAUCAGAGAAAAGAGGGGCCAAUAUAAUGUCAGCAGAAUUCAAGUGGCCACGGCUAAGAAUAAACUCUGAGAAACUCAGGAAACUUAUUAUAAGGAAAAAGAAGAAAAAGAAAUCAAGGGGACUGUUUGUAUUUCCUCUCCAGUCAAGAUUGACUGGAGCCAGUUACUCUUAUCAGUGGAUGAGCUUGGCGCAGGAAAAUGGUUGGCAUCUAUUGCUUGAUGCUUGUGCAUUGGGACCUAAGGAUAUGGAUAGCUUUGGACUUUCUCUCAUCCAUCCUGAUUUCCUUAUUUGCUCUUUCUACAAGGUUUUCGGUGAAAAUCCUACAGGGUUCGGAUGCCUAAUCGUCAAGAAAUCGGUUGUAUCGAUGUUGGAAGCUUCUGUUAGUACAGGCAUUGUAAGUCUUGUUCCACCAACUUCACUAGAUUCAUCAGGUAGUGGCACGGAGCUUGAACAAAAAGCCAACUUUGUUACAAAACUGGAUGAGCUGCAUAUAGCUGGCUCUUAUUCAGCUCACAAGGAAAAGAGCAUAGAGGAAUCAGGUCAAUCUAGUAUUGCACAAGGCAGUAACACUAAGCUGGAAGAAAAGGGAAACACAGAGAUUCAAUGCCGAUGCUUGGAUCAUGUGGAUUCACUGGGAUUGAUGCAAAUUGGUAACAGAAGAAGGUAUCUAGUGAAUUGGCUUAUUAGUGCACUCCUCAAACUCAAGCAUCCAAAUAGGUUGGAUCAUUUUCCUCUGGUCAAAAUUUAUGGACCAAAGAUAAAAUUUGACAGGGGAACAGCUAUGGCGUUUAAUCUGUUCGACUGGAAAGGAGAAAGGGUGGAACCAAUUCUCAUACAGAAGCUUGCGGAUCGGAACAAUAUUUCUCUCAGCCAUGGGUUUCUGUCACACAUGUGGUUUCCAGACAAGUAUGAGGAAGAGAAGCAGAGGACUAUAGAAAGUAAAAAGGGUGAAGAAAAAGAUGAAGAGAGCAAAAAGUCUAAAAGAACUGAACUUGGCAUAUCAGUAGUAACCAUUGCCCUUAGCUUUCUGGCCAACUUUGAAGAUGUUUACCGGCUUUGGACAUUCAUAGCUCAGUUUCUUGAUGCAGACUUUGUGGAGAAAGAACGGUGGAGAUACAGCUCGCUGUAUCAGAAAACUAUUGAAGUUUAAUGCAGCAGUUUUUGUCUGCAAUUGGAAAGACUUUGAAGUGUGAAACUUGUUUUGUCGAUGUAACAAGGAAACAAAUGCUGGAUCUUUGUCCAGAAACUGAAUGAGAGUCCAAACAUUUGGAAAGAAAGGCA